Rotaria sp. Silwood2 is the source of this 701-nucleotide messenger RNA. The record is from the annotation of a GenBank genome assembly. NCBI's taxonomy places the organism in Eukaryota, Metazoa, Rotifera, Eurotatoria, Philodinida, Philodinidae.
UUGUAGCUGUGACACCAGCAUGUGGAUUUGUUCAACCUGGAUGGGCAUUGCUUAUUGCUUUUAUUCCAACAGUUAUCAUCUAUUUUCUUCUAUUAAACAAGCGUUACAUGCAUUUUGAUGAUGCAUUAGAUGUUGCUAUUGUCCAUGGAUGUGGAGGUAUAAUAGGUGCAUUUUUGACUGGUUUAUUUGCUGAAAAAUGGGUUAAUCCAGUAAACGGUACUGAUGGCGCUUUUUAUGGACGACCAAUUCAAUUAUGGUAUCAAAUUGCUGGCAUUCUUACUGCUAUUGGUUUUGCUGCUGCAUGUACAGCUGGUAUUCUUUUUCCGUUGGAUUUUCUCAUAGGUAUUCGUUUGGCCAAAGAAGAUGAACUUGAAGGACUUGAUAUAACAGCACAUGGUGAAAGUUGGGAAGUAGCUGCAUCACGAGCAAUUGGUGAUCUCGUCCAAACAGUAUUAGAAGAACAAGAAAGUAUGAAAGCAAAUGGUAAAGACACUGGAACUUUUGAAUUACGUUAUAGUCCCAAGAAUCCAAAUAGAACGGGAUUUAAAAUCGAUCUUUUGAAACAAAAAGAACCAGACAAUGCUUCAGAUGAUUUUGAUCUUGAAAAUAAUGAUCAACUGCAGCAUAUCUCUAAGAAAACAAUUUUUGAUGACGAAAAAAUUAAAAUACAAUCAAUUAAGGCACAUAUCUUACGGUUUUAA